AUGUCUUGGGAAGGCGUCGACGAUACUUCUUACGUCUCGCCAGGAGUACCAAAGAGACAUGUGCAAUGGUGAGGGAGCUGCAAAGUUUUGCUAGAGAACAUUUGUGUUUAGGUAUUUGCUGGAAGAUGUGGACAGUCGGGCAAAAUGGUUCACAGUUAGUCUGUUAGUGGUUUCGAUUGCAAUGCUGAUAGCUGGAAGUGUGAUGCUCGGCAUCGGAAUCUCGAAGAACAAUAACAGUCCGAAUCCAGGUAAUUCCUAUAUUAUGAUAAACCCAUAGUUGUAACGGGCCGGGCCGAGUCAAAAUCGUACACCUUCGUCGGCCUGGCCUGGCGCUCGUUUAUUUUCGGCUGACCAUAUUUGGAAAAGAGUCCUAGACAAAAAUGUUCCAGAAAAACCAAAUUCUGGAUUAAAAUCUUCAAAUAUGACUUCUUGUAUUUUUUCGAACCGUUUCCCUACAAUUUGUCAUAGCCGUGCCCCCCCCCCCCCGGGCCGGUUUGUUGGCUCGGAUUUUGCCAACUAUGCUUGAAACUACUAUUUUUCAGUGAAUUCUCAAGUGGCCGGGUACACCAUGUUCGUGACGGUCCAAACGAGAUCCCUUCCGUACUCGUCUGUAGUGCAAGACUACACUGGAAGUGUGCAAAAUCUUACGGAUCAGGUCGGUCGUUUCUUCAGUUGUUUUAUCGCAGUUAGGUGACACAUCUUAUCACGCAAUUCCAAACACCAAAAAACUUACUUUCGUAGCGGAAGUUUCGCUGUGUCUUUUGCACGAUUAAAAUGGUGUCGAUUUCAGAUGAGACAAACAAUAACUCAAAGUGCCAGUGCAAGUGUUCACUUUGAUUCUCAGCCAGAUAUUCCUAUCGCAAUGUAAGCGUAAAUCCAUAUAUUAAGUUCACUGUACAUCUUUAAGUCUUGGAAUUUCGAAUGCUGGCCAAUGGGCGGAUGUUAUGUACGCAUUGUCCUAUUCGGACUCAAACAAACCAACCUUGAGUGAUGUUCAGCAAAAAGUGGCGAAUUCAACUAGUUUUGUGCUUGUCUCAGCAACAGGUUUGACUGAUUUUAAUGUAUGUCUUGUUUUAACAAAUAUUUUUCAGACAAAACCUCGACCACCCUCAAUCAGAUGAUUUGUUCUGUCGUUUCUGACUCAACUCUCACAACAACUACCUCUGCUCGCACUUCCAAUCCAAUCACUGCCCCAGGACAAACUACAGUCACUUCUAAUCCUAAUUCACCGGCGACUACUGUAACAGUUCCUGUCGUCACAGCAAGCACAAGCUCCGUAAGACCAAUUACGACUGGAACUGGAAGCCCUGUCCCACCGGUUUCUGUCGCAACCACAGUGACUCCACCAGUGACCGAGCCGGUUCGCACGACUACUACUCCAUUUGUGAAGACUCCGUACAGUAAGGAUGUCAUCAUUUUGCUCGAUGACUCCACAGCAAUGAUAAAUUCAAAAAAUUUCAAUACGGUGCGAGAGCAUGCGUCAGUUUAUGAAAUAAAUGAUUUUCAGGUGAAGUCUUGGCUCGUGAACACCCUUUUACCUCUCUGGCUCAUCGACAGAGAAGACGUUCAAGUGGCAUUUGCUACUUACGCCGACGUGAGUUCAUUUCAUCUCAUUAUCCUAAAUUUGAUAGCAUGUUUAGAAAGAAUUCAACACUCUUCUCGCAUUCGACGAGGUUGAUGAGAAAGAAGUCACCGACGUCAUCUCUGCUCAAGUUUACUCUGGAAAAUACAACUCGAGCAUUACAAAGUAUGAUUCACCCGAAUGAAAACUGUUUAUUUUACUAAUUUCAGUGGAAUUCGUGCUGCCGGAGACAUUCACGGUCUUCGCCCGGUCAAUCAAACCGUCAUUUUCAUUUCUGCUUCCGAGUAAGAUUUCUCUGUUUCAUUGACGUCCCUAACACUAUUUUAGGGAUCUCACCGAUAUCGAGACGGCCACUCAAUACGCCUACAUCAUAAACACUCUUCCGAAACAGUUGAUAACGGUCACGUUGAACUCGACGACCGGGGGAAAACAGUUAGGACUUCUCUCCACUAAUCAAAAUAAUUUCUUCGGUGUCGGCGAUUUCAAUUUGACAACUGACAUUGCUCAACAGCUCACUCAGUACAUGUUCGGAACACUAACGCCCACAACUGCUAGACCAAUGUGAGAAAGUUAAAAAUAUUCCAUGUCAGCUUGAGGAAACAUUCAGAACUACUGCUGUUCCGGAUAACGCAUGCAAAACAGACGUCACGAUUCUGUUGGACAACAACAAUGACGUAGGCGGUGCCGAUGAAUUCCAGAAUGUUUGUCUCUAAAUACCUAUUCUCUAAGAAAAAUUAUUCCUAUUUCAGCAACUCCGAACAAUUUCAAAGCUGAUCAAGACAUGGCCCAUUUCACCCGAACUCAUGGAAGGGGAGGCUGUCGUUUUUGCUACUGUAGGUUGAAAACAUUUGCUCCAAUAUUUCAAAUCACAUACCUAUUUCCAGACUGAAGGUGGUCAGAUUGUGGAGAAUCCAUUCGGCUAUCAGACCGCUUCAGCGUUUGCCAACGAAGUGAUGGCCUACGAUGCCUUCUACUUCGCGAAUUCGCCACCAAGCCUUUCCGCUUCUCUUCAAUAUUUGUCUCAAAACUUGGAUAAUAGACGGAAGGCAAGAUCGCAGACAACUCUCAUCGUCACUUAUUCCAGGUUUGCUCAUUUCAUUUUGCACGUGACACUCAGUUUUUAGUGAAAACACUGAUGUUCAAAGCGCAGUUCAAUUUGUGGACCAAAUUGGAGGAAAUUUGAUUGUGGUGGCCAUCGGAAGCGCCGACCAGACUAUUCUGAAGCAGCUCUCCGGAAAUGUGGUGUACGCCAAGAAUAUGACCACGGACAUCAUCGAUCAAGUAUGAAGGCAAAGUACAUAGAACUGUAAAAGAGUAGCAAAAGUUUCAGGUUAACAGUCUGAUCUGUUCCCCAACUACCAGAGCGCCAGUGGUCACACCUACUACCGGCGGCGCGACAUCUGUUCCGGUUGUGACUUUUACAUCAACAGUCGUGACAUCCGUUUCUGUAGAUACCAGCCAGACACCGGCUUCUCCCUCACCAAGUUUCUGCUUCUUAAGAACAUUCGAAGAAAACGUGAUUUUUUCAGCAACUCCGAUCCCAGAUCCAUGUCCUGAUUGCAACCCAAAAACUGCAAACAUUUUACUUUUGUUGGAAGCUUUCGGAGAUCCGCUCGAAAACCAAAAGAAACUGGCUCAAAAUGACCUCAUAUCCGGCUGGACUCACUUUGAAAGAACAUCGGUUAUGGGAUUCGAUACAUUGGCCAAGAACUUGGAUCCAAUCAAGUAAAGUGCUAUUCUUCAAAUAAAGGAACAGGUCUCAUUACCAUUUUUCAGUUUCGGAGACCUGCAGGACGAAGCCGAGUUUGCCGGAAUUGUUCAGAGUCUCACUGCUUUCAAGGAUCAACCAACUAUCGUGUCGUCAGUUGAAAUAAACGUUUUAAAGCAUAAUCGGCAGUUUUUCAGCGCUUUCAACCUUGCUGUCACUCGUGCACAACCUUUGAAAACGUUCGGAAAGAUGCAUUCCGUCAUUUUCACAAGCGGGGCGUGAGUUUUCCGGUCUCCCAACUAUUUCGCAAUACUAUUCCAUUAUUCAGAACUACUGCCGAAGUUACUGCGUCACUUGCCAAGUCGAAUACGUUGAAGGCUAACGGAAAAGUGCGAAUUCAACAGGUUUACUUCAGUUGUAUUUUCUCAUUUUCAGGUCAUAAUCGUUGGCAUGAAAUUGGCUGCGACCAAUGGACUUGACACUCUUGCUGAUGUUCUUCUCAAUUGGGAUGAUCUCUCCAACCUGUCUACCAUUAGCUCUCAAAUUAACCAGGCACUCAAUAGUUGA
Molecule: messenger RNA, 3857 nt
Organism: Caenorhabditis sp. 36 PRJEB53466
Lineage: Eukaryota; Metazoa; Nematoda; Chromadorea; Rhabditida; Rhabditidae
Source: the annotation of a GenBank genome assembly